Messenger RNA from Psilocybe cubensis, 1698 nucleotides. RefSeq lists its product as uncharacterized. Gene Ontology annotation, cellular component: peroxisome. The record is from RefSeq and is a predicted model, not a curated record. Gene Ontology annotation, biological process: fatty acid beta-oxidation using acyl-CoA oxidase; lipid homeostasis. Gene Ontology annotation, molecular function: FAD binding; fatty acid binding; acyl-CoA oxidase activity. Bases 1 to 1698 code for a protein of 565 amino acids. NCBI's taxonomy places the organism in Eukaryota, Fungi, Basidiomycota, Agaricomycetes, Agaricales, Agrocybaceae. The transcript is spliced from 9 exons.
AUGAGGACGUCCACUCAGCUAGCUCAAAGCCCUCUAUGGAGAAUCUCCCCCGACACUCUGAACUUCGACCAACGGAUAGCGCUAACUUAUGCGCGAGUAAAGUCGAUCGUGAAAACUUAUCGCCUCACUAGGCAUGACCUUGCUACUGUGUCACCAAGAUACUGGGAAUUCCAUUCUGAUCCCAUAAUGAUGAUGGACUGUUCUGCCGGGACGCUAGUCACUAUUCAUUACAAUCUUUGUGGCGGGACACUUUCUAUGUAUGCCGGAGACAGAGAGGACGUGGCGCAGAUCUUAGAGAAGCUUUUGUCGUUCGAGCUGUCAGGUCAAUAUUGCCUAACUGAGCUCGGGCAUGGGAUCGAUGUCAGGAACAUGGAGACCACUGCUACUCUCCUGCCAAGUGGCGAGUUCGACCUUCACACGCCCACCCCAGCAGCUGCCAAAUACAUGCCUCCUACUGCGCCUUGCGGGACACCUGUCGUCUCUGUUGUUUUCGCCCGCUUAAUUGUAAACGACGAGGAUCAUGGAAUUAAACCAUUUAUCGUGUAUCUCAGUGAUGGAGUCCGGAUGAACCCAGGAAUAUCUUGUAAAAUUCUUCCUCCAAGAGGUGGAUCCAGACCUAUCAAGCACGCCUUGACGUAUUUCAACCAUGUUCGACUACCUGCCGCUGCACUGCUGGGAAACCUCGACAAACCAACCGACGUGCGCGCGGCAUUCUUCACAACCAUCUAUCGAAUUGUUGUCGGUGCACUUUCUAUGGGUGCUCUGUGUCUUUCAGUCAUGCGUAUGUCUUCCUAUAUUGGAGGGAAGUACAGCUUGCGAAGAACAGUAAUUGACCCCGUCACCGGACUUCCUCGUCCGAUCAUCGCUUUUAGCACACAGUCCCAGCCUGUGCUUACCGCGUUAUCACAAACAUUUGUGAUGGAAAAGAUGGCCAAGCACUGUCAUGGGCUUUUUACCGCCAAGACUGAGUUAUACGAGAAGCACUUCAUUGCGGCUGUCUUCAAAACAACCAUAAGUCGAUUCGCCCAGUCUAUCCCACUGAUUUUGUCAGAAAGAUGUGGUGUCCAAGGUUUGUAUGAAGCCAAUCAGCUGUCUGUACUACAUUCUGAUAUUCGAGGCGCUGUAAUCGCUGAGGGUGAUGUUCUUGCCAUAUCAAUCCGAUUUGCAAUCGAAGUCCUUCUAGGGACCAGAACUCCUCCGAAGCAUGACGAUGCUAACAGCCUUCUGUCAAGACAUGAGAUAUCGCUCAUCAAGAACCUCCAGGACAACUUGCUGUCUACUGUCUCUAGCUCCCGAGAUCCCAAAAUCGCUGGAAGGCUGUUACCGGCUUGUCAACCUCUGCUGGAAGCCAUUGGUCAUCGAAUGGCGUAUGAAAUCGCUGUGAAGGAAGGGAUAGACAAGGACAUUCUGGAAUUAUUCCUUGCUAGCGUUAUCAAACUUGACCAAGCUUGGUACAGCGAGAAUGCUGGAAUUACUCGUGAUCAACAGAACAAGAUGGAGGCUGAUGCAGCGGAACGCCUCCUGCCUCGUCUGGAAGACUUUAUUGAAGCUCUCGACACCAAGGAAUACAUCACUGCACCCAUUGUCUCCGACGAAAGCUGGAACCAGUUUGUGGACUCCUUGGAAACUCUCGAUCACUUUAGCCAUGGACGCUCUGCACAAGUUUCAGACUUCAGCCGUGUGUCAGCCCAUCUGUAG